This is a messenger RNA of Melitaea cinxia (Glanville fritillary), 1817 nucleotides long. Its product is annotated as dopamine D2-like receptor. Gene Ontology annotation, cellular component: membrane. Gene Ontology annotation, biological process: adenylate cyclase-activating adrenergic receptor signaling pathway. Lineage: Eukaryota; Metazoa; Arthropoda; Insecta; Lepidoptera; Nymphalidae. Gene Ontology annotation, molecular function: G protein-coupled receptor activity; dopamine neurotransmitter receptor activity, coupled via Gi/Go. The record is from RefSeq and is a predicted model, not a curated record. The coding region runs from base 1 to 1632 and encodes 543 amino acids. The transcript has 9 exons.
AUGGAUGUCAAGUUAUGCGUCAACUCGUGCAAGAAUAUAUCAAAAAUAACGGCUUUCACUCUCCGACCACCAGAUCUCCAACAAAACAGAACAUUCGUGACGACAGACAACGAAACGGGAUUCGCGAACUAUACAAUAGAUUUUAGUGAAUUAAAUUUUGACAGAACGCUUAACGAAACUUUUUCGAAUUUGACAUUUAGAAAUGAAACGUGUAGUGAUGUGCAUUAUAAUCUGUGGGCGCUGUCGUUGAUAGUGUUCCCUCUGUUGACAUUAUUUGGAAACGUUCUGGUGAUAUUGAGUGUUGCUAGGGAAAGGAGUUUGCAAACCGCAACAAAUUACUUUAUCGUCAGUUUGGCGGUUGCUGAUUUGCUGGUCGCUGUUGUAGUUAUGCCGUUUGGAGUUUAUUAUUUGUUCAAUGGCGUGUGGUGUCUACCAGCCCUAGUGUGUGAUUGCUACAUCGCAAUGGACGUCACGUGCUCGACUUCAAGCAUUUUCAAUUUAGUCGCCAUUUCUGUUGACAGGUAUAUAGCCGUCACACAGCCAAUCAAAUACGCAAAGCACAAGAGCAACGCGCGUGUCUGGGCUAUGAUAGCAGUGGCCUGGUUGGUCUCGGGAGCCAUCGGCUCACCAGUAGUCCUGGGUCUCAACAACACUCCCGAUAGAAGUCCCGACCAGUGCCUCUUCAACAGCACCGACUACGUGAUAUACUCAUCGCUCGGGUCCUUCUACAUUCCAUGUAUCAUCAUGAUGUUCUUGUACUAUAAAAUAUUUAAGGCUAUUCGCCAACGCGCUAAGAAACAGCGAGUGGCUAAAACAUCCUCAGCGCUCAGUUCCGCCGUGUCCAGCGGUACAGCCGCUGUUGUUAUCGAGAACUUCGCGCAGACGCAGAAGUUCGUCGACGUUCCAGAAGAUAAACCGACCAACACUGCUUCUGGAAGCAAUGAAGAUGAUGAUGACAAUUCUAGUUUUAGUACUAGUUUUGAUAGAUCAGAGAUGGGCGUCUACGCUGAUGAUUUAGCAACGACUCGCUCAGCAAGAUUCAUGCUUGCUGCUGUCGUCGAGGAGACAGGGCUGAUAAUGGCAAACCUGGCUUCACCUAUCCCAAUGAUGGACCCUAACACGAACAACGACUCGGGGUAUGCGCCAUCCAACAUGGACGUCGAUAAGGAACACACCCCACCCCCCUCCCCGAUCAAGGAGGAGAAGAAACAAGAAGAAGUACCAAAGAAACCGGAGUUGAAAAAGAAGCUCAGUCGUAUCAGCAACAGUUCGUUAAUCUCAACGCCAAGGAGGAGAUUCAGGAGUGCAGCGUCCGCAGCGAGAUUUACAAUAUUCAGAGCGAACAGAGCUGGGAAACUGAGGGCAAAAUCUUUUGCAAAGAAGGAGAAAAAGGCGACGCAAACUUUGGCUAUCGUUCUUGGCGUCUUCCUGUUCUGCUGGGCACCUUUCUUCACCUGCUCCGUCUUGGACGCGAUUUGCACCAAAUUCGGCUUCAACCACUCCCCAGGAGUCACGGUCUUUAUCCUGACCACUUGGCUGGGUUAUAUCAACUCCUUCCUCAACCCAGUUAUUUACACCAUCUUCAACCCUGAGUUCAGGAAGGCGUUCAGAAAAAUCCUUCACUGCUCCUAGCGCGAGGAUUUUUACGUAGUAUACACAUAAUAGUUUGAUAUUGGUCGGUUGUGUAUGUUAGCGAUAUGUGUAAAUAAAAGAUUUAUUUUAAUUUUCAAUAUAAUUACUGUUAAUGUGUAGCUUUUAAUGUAUCAUAUUAUGUAUAGGUGUUAUAAAUGUAUAUGUAUAUGUAUACUAGAUGAUCC